Molecule: messenger RNA, 1107 nt
Organism: Sesamum indicum (sesame)
Lineage: Eukaryota; Viridiplantae; Streptophyta; Magnoliopsida; Lamiales; Pedaliaceae
Product: vacuolar protein sorting-associated protein 24 homolog 1
Biological process (GO): vacuolar transport
Source: RefSeq, a predicted model, not a curated record
AUAAAAAUAUUUGCGUUGAACUGUAUGCAAGGAUCUUCUCUUUCCGCUCUAACAACUCUGUUCUUUAUCUGAUCUUUUUACUUUUAUCUUUCCUCCCAAUUUGAGAUUCUUUUCGUCAAAACAUUGCGAUCAUCGCGUUUACCUAGCAGAAACAUUACGCAACAGCCGAAGAAGAAAGUGAAACGUUGAUUCUGCUUCCAAGAAAUUAUUGAUCGACAAAAACCCAGAAAACAAUGGAAAAAGUUAAGAAUAUAUUGAAGCCGAAACCCAAUCCGCAACAGUUACUAAGAGAUUGGCAGCGUCGCCUCCGUCAAGAGUGUCGCAAUAUCGAACGCCAAAUCCGAGAUAUACAGAGAGAAGAGAAGAGUGUACAGAAAGCGAUCAAAGAGGCUGCCAAAAGAAAUGACAUGGGUUCUGCUAAGGCUCUGGCUAAAGAACUUGUCAGAUCUAGGAAAACAGUAAACCGCCUCUAUGAAAACAAGGCACAGUUGAAUUCAAUAUCAAUGCAUCUUGGAGAAAGUGUUGCUAUUGCUCGAACUGUAGGACAUUUGUCCAAAAGUGCUGAAGUCAUGAAGAUUGUCAAUAAUCUUAUGAAGGCCCCAGAAGUAGCCGUCACCAUGCAAGAAUUCAGUAAAGAAAUGACUAAGGCUGGUGUAAUUGAAGAAAUGAUGAACGACGCAGUGGACAAUGCAUUAGAUUCAGAAGACAUAGAAGAGGAGACUGAAGAAGAGAUUGAUAAAGUCUUAACAGCAAUUGCCGGUGAGACUGCCGCCCAACUUCCUGAAGCAGUCAGGAAAGCGAAACUAAAGCAACCUGCAACCAGCGAAGACGUAGAGGAAAGUGUUGAUGAUGAGGAAGAGCUAGAGGAAAUAAGGGCUCGUCUUGCCAGAGUUCGAUCAUAACUUGGUCUUAUUUUUGUUGCCAUUUUGGGGUUCGUAAAUAAUGAGAAGGUGCUGAUUUAGAGUUUGUAGAACACAGAACCGAAAUGUAAUGAACCUAAGUUGUAUCAUAAGCAACGUAUGAUUCUUGCUUUUAAUUGUAUGGUCUACGUGUAAUGUGAUUCGAAUUUUGGAUGAAAAUACUAAAAACAGAAUUUCUUUCUUUCAA